CAAAUGUCUGUAAAAUAAUUAAACUUUUGGUAUCUUUUGGUGCUGCCUAUUUGUAUAUAUUUUUCCAUUUAAAAUGUUCUUUUCAUGCUAUAUACUUAUACAAGUUAUUUUAUAGUGACUACAAACUUACACCAGUUACAUGCUACUACUUAAUUUACUUUUACAGAUUCCAUGUGACACACAGUGAUUUCACCAGAAUAAGUCAUCGAAGACAAAAGCCCAUAAAUGCAGUCAUUUACUAUCAGGAAUAAGAUUUACAGUAAUUUUGCCUCUUUGAACCAGAGCUUUUUUACAGUAAUAACCGACCACAGAAUGAAGGAAAGCUUUCUCACCUGACCUUGCAAAAGCACAUGUGUAUUUUGGCAGGUGGUUGGGGGUUAACCUGACGUGUCUCUGAUAAGACAUAUGUCUGUGCAUGUGCCACGUUGUCAAACACAGAGAGUUGUUGAGUCAACCCCUCAUUGAUUCUCUUUUUCAAAGAAGAAUCAGAGGAGGACAUCCAACCUGAGCCAUGUCCGGACUUAACGCAUCUCUCGGAUACUUUGUGGCCAUUGUGAUUUUUGCAGCCUUAGUCCGCACGCUCCUGAGAAAGUGGCCACGGUUCAGCUUCAUUUCAGAGUUUGCCUCCUCUUUCAUGCUGGUGGCAUGCUGGCUGGAGGUGCAGACCAUUGUGGAGGUGGGUCAGUGGGCCGGGGCCUUGGGUCCUGAUGUGGCGGUGACCAUGCUGUUUGGCCUGCUGCUGACCCACGGUGUCAUCUGUGGUGCUGCGUCGGGAAAUCCCAGCCUGGUGGUGCAGAAGUUCCUGCAGCUCGAGGCCUCCACCCUGCACACUCUGCUGGCUGUGACAGCUCAGUUUGCCGGGGCUCACCUGGCCCUUCUUGCAGCUGUGUACUACUGGAAACUGGAGCUGACAGACAUGCACAUGAUCAAAAACCUGAUGGCAGCAGAGUGCAGCACAUCUCUGCUGGUUUCUGUGCUUCAGGGCUUUUUUACUGAGUUUGUCUGUGCAUUUAUCCUUCAUCUCAUAUACUUGAGCCUGCAGCGCAGAUCAGCUCUGAUCCGGGUGCCACUGAUCGCUGUCCUCCUCACAUUCUUUACCCAUACAGCCAGAGGCUACACCUCAGCCUACAUGAAUCCAUCGCUGGCGUACGGACUCACCUUCCACUGUUCUGGAUUUACCUUCACACAGUAUGCAGUGGUCUACUGGCUGGGCCCUCUCACAGGCAUGACUCUGGCUCUUCUUUUGUACAUGGGUCAUAUUCCGAGGAUUUUUGCCAAGAACCUUCUAUAUUUCCAGAAGACACGUUUCAGAGUACCAAAAGGAGAAAAAGCAGAGAAGAAGAAGAAGAAGUGAAAGAUUAUCUUUAUUUCAAAAAAUCUACACUUGAUAACCAAUGCUCAAUGUCCAAAAGAUGUUUACUUCAAUUUAAUAGAACUGUGUAGAAAAUUUUACAUAUUUGGGAUGAAAAAUAAUGACAAAAAUCUAUUUAACAGAUCCUUUCUUGUCUCUUGUUUUCAAUGAAACCAUGUCUAAAGUCUUUCCCAUUGGAAUAAAAAAAA
Stegastes partitus (bicolor damselfish) is the source of this 1560-nucleotide messenger RNA. It is a transcript of the gene aqp12, whose product is annotated as aquaporin 12. The record is from RefSeq and is a predicted model, not a curated record. Gene Ontology annotation, biological process: transmembrane transport. The coding region runs from base 512 to 1354 and encodes 280 amino acids. NCBI's taxonomy places the organism in Eukaryota, Metazoa, Chordata, Actinopteri, Pomacentridae. Gene Ontology annotation, cellular component: cytoplasm; membrane. Gene Ontology annotation, molecular function: channel activity. The transcript is spliced from 3 exons.